Messenger RNA from Orbicella faveolata, 3370 nucleotides. Its product is annotated as prolyl 4-hydroxylase subunit alpha-1-like. Lineage: Eukaryota; Metazoa; Cnidaria; Anthozoa; Scleractinia; Merulinidae. Gene Ontology annotation, cellular component: endoplasmic reticulum. The record is from RefSeq and is a predicted model, not a curated record. Gene Ontology annotation, molecular function: L-ascorbic acid binding; iron ion binding; procollagen-proline 4-dioxygenase activity. Gene Ontology annotation, biological process: peptidyl-proline hydroxylation to 4-hydroxy-L-proline.
CCCCGGGCUUUGUCACCAGUCGGCUCAGUGAAAUGCUACGAGAAGCUACAUACAUCGCAAAUGAUGUCGAUGUAAGCCUUGCUGUACUAUCCCCAGGCCCCUCAGUUCGAAAAGGCGCAACCACUGAUUUAUACAUCACGCAACUCGCGGUACCACACAACCUCAAAUGUAUUUCAUUUCGCAUUCAUUCAACAAAUUUUGCACUAUGAAAGGCAUGGCUUUGUGAUCCAACGGCCAGGAAAAACUAAACCCUCCGUCAAAAGACGAGGCAUGAAUACUAGCACGACUCCAUUGCAUAACUAAUUAACUUGUCACACCUCACUCAAAGACUCUUUAAUAAUUUACAAAGCGCCGUUGAAAUAACAACGGGUACCUUGACUUUGAAGAAUGCGUUACCCUCCAGUCUUUGAAAUUGACUUGUUUUGACACAGAUUUGUAUGUAAAACUCUGCAUUUGAAGUACUGGUUUAAAUUUAUUUACGUUCAGGAAGUUACGGGACAUUACGGAUUCUCCUAUCAAGGAAUUAGCUUUAGGCAGAUCAAAGAAUUCCUCAACACUUUAUUUCUUGGAGCAUGCGUGAUUUCGCUGUCGGGAGAUAAACAAAUGGCUAUUCACGACCGCGACCAGGCCUGAAAUGAAUUGAAGUUAUCUCUGCGUAAAGUUAUUUAAACGCGGCAUAAUCUACGUUAUGGCGGCGAGACUUAUGCUUUUGACUGCGCUCGCUUAUUUUCUAUCGACAACUAGAUUUGUGGACUCGGAGAUCUUUACCGCGCUGUCCCAUGUGGAACGGUUAAUAAAUAUCGAAAUGGAACUCUCCGACGCGCUCGAAGAUUACCUCUUUGAACAAGAAUCGCGGCUGAAGAAAUUACGAUCCUUUAACGAGGACGUGAAGAGGGCAAUGGGCAGAGCGAUAUCUAACAGGGAUGAAUAUAUUGGACACCCAGUGAACACUUAUUUAAUGAUCAAGCGACUCGUGAAAGAAUGGACGCAACACGUGAAAUCGAUUGAACAGGAAGGCGACGCAGAAGGUCUGCUUAUUGACAAGCUUGAGAACUAUCGUCAGUUCUUCCCUGGACAGGAUGAUUUAGAAGGGGCAAUGGCCGCCAUCAAGAGACUUCAGGAAGUCUACAACCUGAAACCGUUCGACUUCACUAGCGGUAAAUACAGUAUUCGUACAGCCUCAGGAUCUUUGCUGACUGCUACGGACGCGUUCAAUUUUGGUCGCGGAGCGUUUGUGUCCGAGGACAUGGAAAACACUCGGCAGUGGAUGGCCGAGUCACUGAGGUUGUUAGACAUGGAGUCUAGUAGCCAGAAAGAGAUCCCGAAUCGAUUUUCUGUGCUGGAUCACUUAGCUUGGUCUUCCUAUCAGCUCGGCGAUGUAAGAAGUGCUAUAAAUUACACUAUUGAAGCCCUUAAAGUCGUGCCAGAUCAUGAACGAUCCAAGGUGAACCUUGGCAACUUCAGGGAGUUACUAAUGGAAGCUGGAGAAGAGAAAUCAAAGAAACCAGAAAAUAAGGAACGUGAAUUCCCGUAUCUGGCGAGCAAACUUCCUCAGUCGACGCUGAAGAACUUCGACUGGUUCGAGGAGAGACGCAUUUUUAAGAAACUCUGUCGAGGAGAUCCUAUGCCACACGCGCCUCAAAGCCCAGAGAGACUCAGGUGUUACUACAAGACAGGCCAUCCUCUCUGUACCAUUAAACGGUGUCCCAUUGAGGUGGUCUUUACAAACCCGGACAUCAUGAUCCUGCGCAAUAUAAUGAGUGAUGCUGAAAUCGACAAAGUUAUAAAGAUAUCAAAACCUUUGCUCAGUAGAGCAACUGUUCAUAACCCAAUAACGGGACAGCUGGAGUUUGCACACUACAGGAUAAGCAAAAAGUACCCUUCUUCACGCCCCCUUUUUUUGUUUUUUUGUUUUGUUUUGUUUUGUUUUUUCAUUUCAGUGCCAGAUCAUGAACGAUCCAAGGUGAACCUUGGCAACUUCAGGGAGUUACUAAUGGAAGCUGGAGAAGAGAAAUCAAAGAAACCAGAAAAUAAGGAACGUGAAUUCCCGUAUCUGGCGAGCAAACUUCCUCAGUCGACGCUGAAGAACUUCGACUGGUUCGAGGAGAGACGCAUUUUUAAGAAACUCUGUCGAGGAGAUCCUAUGCCACACGCGCCUCAAAGCCCAGAGAGACUCAGGUGUUACUACAAGACAGGCCAUCCUCUCUGUACCAUUAAACGGUGUCCCAUUGAGGUGGUCUUUACAAACCCGGACAUCAUGAUCCUGCGCAAUAUAAUGAGUGAUGCUGAAAUCGACAAAGUUAUAAAGAUAUCAAAACCUUUGCUCAGUAGAGCAACUGUUCAUAACCCAAUAACGGGACAGCUGGAGUUUGCACACUACAGGAUAAGCAAAAAUUGCUGGUUAAACGGUGGCCAUGAUGAGCUCAUCGAUCGUGUGAACGCACGAAUGUCAGCAUUGACGGGAUUAAAUUUGAAAACCGCAGAGGAUUUCCAGGUUCAAAAUUAUGGAUUGGCAGGACACUAUGAUCCCCAUUUCGACUUUUCAAGGGAUCUUGAGAAUUCGACACUGGGUCGACUUGGCACCGGAAACAGGAUAGCUACAGUUCUUCUCUACAUGACCGAUGUGGAGGCCGGUGGAGCUACCGUGUUCCCGUAUGUGGGUGCCAGGGUAAUGCCCAAAAAGGGCGAUGCUGUGUUCUGGCACAAUCUACUGCGAUCAGGCGAUGGUGAUUUCAGAACACGUCACGCUGGAUGUCCUGUUCUAAAGGGCUGGAAAUGGGUUUCCAACAAGUGGAUUCAUGAGUACGGAAACGAAUUUAGGAGACCAUGUUCACUGUCACCGGAAGUGUGAACUUUGAGGCAUCUCUGAAAGGAUCAUUGGCUAGUAUUGGAUUAACAGGAUAGGAGAAUUCGCUUUAAACUCUCAGAAAUUUUUAUUUUUUUGUAAUUAAUUUCUGCUGGUCAGGUUUAAAGAAAGAAAAUCUUAGCGCAGACAUUGCUUCACGGAGCAUAGAAAGUAAAUGCCGGCCUUUACACUGUAGAACGGUUCAUCCAACUUCCAAAAAGUGUUGCACAAAAAAAGAAAAAUAGGAAGUCUAGAGUGCCACUGAUCAUAUAUCUGCAUAUAACUAAGGUGAAGAAUGCGUAGUGGGAACCGCUACAUCUAGCUAAUCGCUAAUAUUAAACAUAAUCUGUAACUAAAAGAGUAAUAAGCUCACAAGUUAUUGUGACGUUAUAAUUCCAUUUAGUAUAAAAUGCUAUGUUUCUUGUCAAUCGGUAUGCAGUCUAAAGCUCUCAGAUUGCCAGGGACUGGGUAAGAUUUGUCAUGGAAAGAGCGAAAUAAACGGAAGAAGGAUAUCAGUAAAGACGA